ACAGUUCAUCUUUCGGGGGCAGUAUUUAUGGUCACACUAAAAUAAAUGAAAAUUAGCAACGUUUAUCGUUUCAUGUACACACUCACUGCAUCUUUCGGCUGAAUAUCUGCUGUAUAUAAUAUCAGAGCGACUUACUGAAUGACAGAACACACAGAAGUUCCUGAUGAAGGUGUGUAGGUAAUAUUUUGACAGCCCUGGAAGACAACAUGUCUGAAGAGGCACUUUCAGAAAGCGACCUGGAGGCCAGCAUUGACAGUGAAGAGGAGUGCAUGGAGAAUGAGGAAGAGGAGGAUGAUGAGGACAUGGAGGAAGAUGAGGAGGAAAAUGACGGUGACGACGAAGAUGACGGACUUGAGCGACCUGCAAGUGCCCAGAGUAGGACUGGGGAUGGCAUGGACUCUGAUUCAUCUUCCUCUGGAGAGCCCUCCUCAUCUUGCCCAUCGUCCCGUCCGUCCUCCAGACCAGCUUCUCGUUCUGGGAACUCGAGUCAGAGCAAACCGUCUAAAAAAUCAAAGAAGGACAAAGCUUCUAAAUUAACCAAACCACCCAAGUCUUCUAAAUGUCCUAAACCCUCCAAACCAGCAAAGCCAGCUCACAUGAGGAAGAACAUUAGAAAGCUGCUGCAGGAGGACCAGCUGGAGGCCGGGACCAAGGCAGCUCAGCAGGAGGAGAUGGAGAGGCGGAAACGGCUGGAGCAGCAGAGGAAAGACUUUCCUACACCAGCACCAGCUCUUGCAGACCCUCAACUAGUGGAAACAGCAGCUUUAUUAGCAGAAGUGUCUCAGUUGGUCCCUGCUCUUCAAGGCAAGCAAGAUGUGAUCUGUCUGGAUAGUAGUGGUGAGGAAGAUGAAAAAACAGAGAUAAAUUUGCCCGCCCUGGCCAUUGGAGAUGAUAUAAUUGAGCUCAGUUCAGGGGAAGAAGACACCAUGCACAUUAGCAGUGAGUCGGCUGAUGAGGACGGUGAAGCUGCCCGCGGCUCAGAGGAGAGCAGCGGUGCACAUAUAAAUGAUGCGCUGAACUUACCUGAUGCCCAGGGUCGGGUGCUGGUUAAUAUCAACCAUCCCCCAGAGGAGAAAGACAUUUAUCUGGCCCCACAGCUGGCUCGAGCUGUUAAACCUCACCAAGUUGGAGGGAUCCGGUUUCUCUAUGAUAACCUCAUUGAAUCUUUGGAUCGGUACAAGACCAGCAGUGGCUUUGGCUGCAUCCUGGCUCACAGCAUGGGCUUGGGCAAGACUCUGCAGGUCAUUUCGUUCAUCGACAUCCUUCUGAGGAACACUGAGGCCCACACUGUUUUGGCCAUCGUACCUGUCAACACACUUCAGAACUGGCUGACAGAGUUUAACCUGUGGCUCCCACCCCAGGAGGCCCUUCCUCCUGACACAGACCCAACUUUUGUCACUGGACGCAUGUUCAAAGUUCACAUUCUCAACGAUGAGCACAAAACGACUGUGGCCAGGGCCAAGGUAGUGGAAGAGUGGUCCAGAGAUGGAGGUGUGUUGUUGAUGGGAUACGAGAUGUACCGCCUGCUGACCAUGAAGAAGAGCUUUGUGAUGGGGAAGAAGAGGAAAACAAAGAAGCCCACUGGGCCGGUCAUUAUUGACCUGGAUGAGGAGGACAGACAACAAGAACUCAUGAAAGGUAUUGAAAAGGCAAUCGCUCGGCCCGGCCCUGACGUUGUGAUCUGCGAUGAAGGCCACCGCAUUAAAAACUAUCACGCCAGCACGUCUCAGGCCCUGAAGAAUAUCCGCUCGAGGCGCAGGGUGGUCUUGACCGGUUACCCACUGCAGAACAACCUCAUUGAGUACUGGUGCAUGGUGGACUUUGUCAGGCCUGACUUUUUAGGCACCCGGCAGGAGUUCAGCAACAUGUUUGAGCGUCCCAUCUUGAACGGCCAGUGCGUGGACAGCACUCCUCAAGACGUUCGCUUGAUGCGCUACCGCAGUCACGUGCUGCACAGCUUGUUGGAGGGCUUUGUUCAGAGACGAGGUCAUGAUGUGCUGAGACACCAUCUCCCAAUUAAGGAGGAGUUUGUGAUCCUGGUGCGACUUUCUCCUGUUCAGAAGGCGCUGUACACAGAGUUCAUGAAGCGGUUUAGAGAGGCAGGGAACAGCGGCUGGCUGGGUCUCAACCCACUUAAAGCUUUCUGCGUUUGCUGCAAGAUCUGGAAUCACCCCGACGUCCUCUAUGAAGCCCUGCAGAAGGAGAACCAGGCUAAUGAGCAGGACCUGGACCUGGAUGACAUCACCUCUGCCAGUAACCCUCGCUGCCCUGCACCUGGAUCUGGUCUAAAGAGCAAAGCAGCAGACUCCAGCAAUAGCAAAGUCAGCAACAGUCUGCCUCCGCUGAAUCCAUCUCAAGAUAGAGCCAAUCAAGUCAUCACAUACGAAUGGGCCAAGGACAUCAUGUCAAACUACCAGCCAGGAGUUUUAGAGAACUCAGCUAAGAUUGUUCUGCUUUUCCACUUGAUUGAAGAAAGUGUAAGAAGAAGAGACAAGAUUUUGGUCUUUAGCCAAAGUCUGUCCACUCUGUCUGUCAUUGAGGAAUUCCUAUCAAAGAGACCCAUGCCCCAAGGCAUCGUUCCCAGUGACAACCCAAACCAAAACUGGGUUCGCAACCUCAAUUACUACAGACUGGACGGCAGUACAUCUGCGUCAGAGAGAGAACGGCUCAUCAAUCAGUUUAAUGACCCAGACAACAAAUCAGCAUGGCUCUUUCUGCUCUCUACACGAGCGGGCUGUUUGGGGGUGAAUUUGAUCGGGGCCAGCCGUGUUGUUGUCUUUGAUGCGUCUUGGAACCCCUGUCACGAUGCUCAGGCAGUGUGUCGAGUGUACCGCUACGGUCAGAGGAAGCCUUGCUACAUUUACCGUCUAGUCUGUGACUUCACCCUGGAGAAAAAGAUUUAUGACCGACAGGUCUCUAAACAGGGCAUGUCUGACCGGGUGGUUGAUGACCUGAACCCAGUGCUGAACUUCACCCGAAAGGAAGUUGAGUCGCUGUUGCACUUUGUGGAAGAGGAGCCUCAGUCUGAAAAGAUCUUACUGGAAUCCCAGAGAGAUUUGGAGUCGGUGAUAUAUAGAGCUUGUGAGCUUUAUCCAAAUCUCAUCACCAAGCCCCCUUUCCACCAUGAGUCGCUGCUAAUGGACCGCAAGGAGUCAAAAUUGACCAAAGCAGAGAAGAGAGCCGCUAAGAAGAGCUAUGAGGACGAGAAACGAGCCUCCGUACCGUACUCCCGCCCUUCUUACGCCCCAUACUACCCAACCAGUGAACAUUCACUAGCCAGUAUCGCUGCAUUUAACCAACGUGGAUGGCGCCAUCUGACCCGGCCAGACGAUAAACCAGUUGCUAGUGUCAGACCCAUACAGUCAACACCGAUCCCAAUGAUGCCUCGGCAGGUCGGAAUGGGAAUGGCCGCCUCCAGCUCUGCCGGCAGCCUUCCUCUUAACUUUCUGCAGAAAGCCGGAGUUUAUGUGCAAAGGAUAGUCACCACCACAGACAUUGUGAUCCCAGGAGCCAACAGCACAACAGAUGUUCAAGCUCACAUCAGUGCAGGAGAGAGCAUCCAUGUCAUUAGAGGCUCCAAAGGUACAUACAUCAGGACGAACGACGGAAGGAUAUUUGCUGUUCGAUCUGGAAAAAUCAGCAGACAGUCAGCAGGAGUGUCUGCUUCAUCUAGAGACACCCAAGGCUCUCUGAUGCACCCAGUGAGUAACGGCUGCUCAUCUCCUGUCGAUCACCAGCGACGUCCCAUCGAUCAGAACCCUCCUUCCCCUUUAAGCUCCGAUUUUCUCAGAGAGCUCAGCCGCUACACGUCCACAGGUGAGCCUGCUGCUAGCAGGGGGGAUGAGUCUUCAUCGCUUUUGGACAUGUCGUCUAUGGGGGACGGAGGCAGCUCUCAGACCGAUGACCAGAGCCGGCAACUUGGCAACGACCUGCUGGGUUCGACCCCAGAGAUACAGCGAGGCAGCAAACGUAAGCAUGGUGAAGGUCAGGAAAAAACACAGACGGGAGGAAAACACACUUCGGUCACAUCUCGUUUCCCUGGAUUAAGCAUGGGUUCUGGUGGGCUCAGUUUUCCUCAAAUGGGUCUGAACCUGGGGAAUCUUGGUCACAUGAGUCAGCAGCUUCUAAUGCCUGGAGGAGGAUCCUCGUACCUCCAAACACCGGGACAAACGCUGGCCGACAUGCAGCCCAUGUUCCCCUCUGUGGGCACAGACCUCAUGAGACAGUCUGCAGCAGGGAAUGGCCACCUUCCUCCCCCCUCCUCAUCCUCUGCCUUCUCUUCCUGCUCUUCCACCAUUCCCAUGUCGUCAACAGUGACCUCUUCCUCCCUCCCAUCUGGUCCUUUGCCCUCAUACUUGAUGAACCCCAACAUGGCAGGCCUGCUUUCUUCAAGUUUUCCCCUCAGCUACAGUCAGCCACUGCUUUCUGCACCAAGAAUGUUCCCCAAUCCAUUGCUGGCUGGGUCAGGGGGCUUUUCCAUGCCAAACUCCAACUCUGCUACAUCUGGCUUCCUCUCUCAUUUCAACAACCCCACCUCUAGCCUGCUAGGGGCCGCUCUGACACAACCAGACAGACACUCGAGCACCGUGAAUGGAGGGGAGAGCUCUGACGAUGAUGUUAUAGAGGUCACUGGUCAAUAAUAAUUUUUAAGUUUCCCAAUGGUGGUAUUUCAUACAGUUUUACAGGAAAAAAAGGUCAUUUGAAAUGGGAAAAAUGUAAGAAUAACUACAAAUCAGGAGCAAAAGGACUAAAAUCAAUCAUUGAUGACUACAUCUAUCAUUGAAAGUGCUGUCAGAAACCUGACAGCAAGUGAUCAAGAGCAGAAAAUGUGAAACUCCUCCUUGCAGUGUUCACAUCAAUAAUCAAUUCAGUGUGAAUGAAUUAUUCCCAGGUAUAAAGUGAGCUAACUUAAAAGGUGUUUAUUUUCAAUAAACAGGUUACACAGCUUCUGUUUUAGAUGCUGCGAUGCAGAAGUAUUCAUACCCCUUGAACUCUUUAACAUUUUGUCAGUUAGUGUCAGACUUCAUUGUAUUUCAUUGGAAUCUGAACCGAUAGACCAAUAAUAAAGUUUUGCAUAGUUGUUUAGUUAAAGGGAAGUUGAUAUUUGUUUUUUGUUUUGUUUUUUAUCCCUGGUCUGGUUUCUGCUCAGCCCUGAAGAGUUCAUACUUUGCAGCUCCACUUUUGUACACAAUUACAGCUGCAGGUAUUGUUGGACUUUCCUCUACCAUCUUUACUUAUCUUUGAUUUAGGUUUUUACCCUUUUUAUUUUUACAAAAUACCUUAAGCUCAUUCAGAAUGGAUAGUCGACACCAGCGUUAAAGAUUCAUAAUUAGUUUUUUUCUGGACUUUACCUAGGCUAUUCUGACACAUGGGUGGUUUGUUUUAAACCAUUCUAUUGCAGCAGUCUGACUUUAUCUAAUUACUUACUCUUAGAAUCCACUUUGAUCAGCCUCCCGAUCAACGUCCAUGAGAAGUAUUCCCAGAGCAUGAUGCCACCACCACCAUUCCUAACACUGAGGACGGCCUGUUUAGGAGGAUUUCUGCCAUACCAGGGGUUUUGAAUAUGGGCCAAACGGUUAUUGAUGAUUAUUUUUCAAUACAGACUCUUCUUUCCAGCCUUCCACGAAGGACUGUUAAAGUUAAAACAGGACAAAGUUAAAAAGGGUGUAUAAUUUCCAUUCCAACCAAUAUUUAAGCCUUUCUGUUGAGCUAUGACAAAAGCUCAACAGACUGCAUUUUAGUGUGAGGUCAUAAAUGUGACAAAAUGUGAAGAGCUUUGAAGGGUAUGAGUAAUUCCCAUUCCUAAUGCUCCUCUUCAGUCACAAACACACACCGAUUAUCCAGCUAAAAAAACAGAAUCAGACCUUAAUUGCUGCAAAGAGCAACACAAACCUUCUGCUGAAUGUGUCUGUGUUCAUCUGGAGCUUCAGGGGAGGGGGAACAGAUCUGUCAAAACAACAACAAGGUUUGGUUUGGACACGUUCAACAUUUAGAGUUUCUUCUCUGUAGAUAAAGGGGUUAUAGCGUUUGUCAAAAAGUAAACAAUAUAUAAAGAGAGUCCUUCAAUGCGUACCUCAAAAAGCAGAAAUUUUAGGCUUAUUUUAGUCUUUAGCAGAUUGAUAGAAAUAGUAGCAGCCCCUUGUUGAAAAGAGACGUGUGGCGCUAAAAUUGGAAAUGUUAAAACUUGUAAAUAACAGUCUUUAUCAUUGUUUAUAUUGCAAGUCGAUACUGUGCAGUGUGUAGAUUUCAGUGGUAGAGCGAUUGUUUAUUACAAUAGUGGACAUGAUAAACACCCCAGCUUUGGUAAGUAUUAAUUUCAUUUUAAGGGUUUUCUUUAUUUACCUCCAAACUGAAACGAAUGUACUUUCAUGCUGUAAACGCAGGGACUGGGACAUGGAUUUGUUCUGUGGAUUCUUUAGUUUAUUUUGUAUACUUUUCAUCUACACUAAAGGGUCUUGAUUUUUGAAAUUCCCAAAUAGUAGAUCAUUCAUAUGUAUCAGACAGCUGGCGUUGUGAAUAUAAGCAGCAAAUUACAAAACCAAAUGAAGCUCAAACCAAGGAUCUCCGUUCCAAACUGAUUAACUUUCAUCUAGUUGUGGAUCUUAGACAACCAUUUGUUUACAGCACUGGUCAGAAGUUUUCAUGCACUCAUCAUCAGCAGAUAUGUUCUCUUUUUUUCAAUGAGGGUUAAUAUCACAACAUGCACAAGCUUGGUUUUAUCUUUCGUUUUCCAACGCAGAUCAUUUAAAUAUUUGCUUAUACUGCUGCUAACAUUUGGAAAAUAUCGUCUGUGUGCUUUUUCAGGCCAUCUACAAUCUUCUGGCAUAAUUGCUUCGAUAUUUGACCACUCUUCUCAUCGGAUGUUUUAAUUCAAGUUGCUAAUUUAAUUUGUUGGUUGAGAAUACAUCUAACAAUCAUUUUAGGUGACGUUUAAAGAAAAAAUAUGGUCAUAAAAAUACUUGGGAAAACCAGUCCCUGACUUCCUGUUUAUGAUGAGACUGGCCUAAGGUUUGGCGGCUCCUGUGUUGUCGUCGACCAUCCUCAGCAAUUUUAUUUAACCUGAGGAAGACUGUUUUGGUGAGAUGGUUAAAACUUGGGUUCAUCUAAAAAGAAGCACACUAACAUUAACCGUCUAUGCUUUUUUUUUUUUUUUAUCCAUCAGAGCUUUUUUUCAGCUGUUAUAAAUCUGACCUCUAAAACAAGCAGUUCACAUGCAUCAUUAAAAGCCAAAUUCUACCUGGUGUAUGAAUACUUCUGACCUGUCCUGUGUAGAAUUAUUUAACCUAAACCUUACUAAAGAAAAUCCUUUAUAUAAGGUCUCUAAGAACCAACGGUCCCUAAUCUUGAAUAAAACCACUGAAUCUGCCCUUCAGUCAAACAGGCCACCCUCAUUUUGUCCUGAUGACUUUUAUCAGUAAAACUGCCCAUGAUAGUGGCUGAGCCAGAUGAGUCCAUGCGGUGGCCUUACAAAACUGACAGUGCCGUUAUGUGAUGAUAGCCGUUUAGCUGCAGUGUGCGUUGCUUCUGUCAGGAGUGUCACUAAGUGUGGUUUGCUUUACAGCAGUUUAGCUCCCGUUUUCUUUGUCUGUUUCUCUGUCACCUGUUUAGACGUAGGACAAGUCCUUUUCCUCUGCUGGUAAACUAGGCUAGACCGUUAAUAUUAGCCUUUAAGAAACACUGGAUACACUUAGACAACAGAUCAUUCCCUUUAGGAUUUAUCUUUUUUGGUUAGAGGUACUGUUUGCUUUUGCCUGUUUCCAGCUCGGUCGCCUCCUGGAUUCUUCAUUUUAGUUCUUUCAAAGAAUUAUGAGUUUUUUUUGUCCUAUUUGUCACUAAACAUGUGGUUUAUGAUUCAAACGUGGAGCUAGCACUUUGUAAAAGGAACAUUUCUGGAUUUGAGCUGUGUGAGGUACAUUAUAUUGACCCCACUGUCUUUUCUUUCUUUAGUCUCUACUAUAUUUUAUUAUAAAAAUAGUUUUUUCAUGAUGUCCAAUUCUAGUUAAUCCACUUGACAUUUGAGUCCCUCAUUUUUGUGUCUAAAAUGUACUUAUUUAUAAUGUAAAAUAUGGUUUUGUAACUGUAUUUUUUUGUUACUUUUUGUUCAUUUGGACCCAUUAAUGGCUGAUUCAGUAAAGAUUUCAUACAUGCAGCCUAAAUCAAAUGAAAAAACUAUGUGAUAUCAAUGUUAUUUCAAAAAUAAAAUAAUCUUCUAAUA
Molecule: messenger RNA, 8215 nt
Organism: Cyprinodon tularosa
Lineage: Eukaryota; Metazoa; Chordata; Actinopteri; Cyprinodontiformes; Cyprinodontidae
Gene: rad54l2
Product: RAD54 like 2
Exons: 22
Coding region: 207-4640 (1477 amino acids)
Cellular component (GO): nucleus
Molecular function (GO): ATP hydrolysis activity; ATP-dependent chromatin remodeler activity; ATP binding
Source: RefSeq, a predicted model, not a curated record